AUGAAUUACAAUCAAGGUGAAUCUGCUAGUUAUCAAGGAGGUCAAUCUACCGGUUACCAAGGUAAUGCUGGCUAUAGCAAUAACAAUAACAACUAUGGCUAUCCACCACCUCAACAACAACAACAAUCGUAUGGAUUUCCUGAACCUCAACAGCAAUCGUAUGAUUAUCCUAGCCCUUCUCAUGGUUAUCCUCAACAACAACAACAACAACAAUCUUAUGGUUAUCCUGCUCCUUCUCAAGGCUAUUCUCAACCACAAUCAUCUUAUGGUUAUCCUCAACCUGAUGGUGAUGACCGUGCCACUAUUGACUCUACUUAUUCUAACAUCAUGUCCAACAUGUCUGGUCAUCAACCUGCUCAAGACCAUGAAAUCCGCGCUGCUCAAGAAUCCUAUGAACAAGUGAUGCGAGACCCCAGUCAAACCAAUUCACCUGAUGCAGUAGGUAAUGCUGCUGCUGUACAUGCACUGCAGCGAUCUCAACAAACAGGCGGUGGUAUGGCUGACAUGAUCAAGAUGGCUAUGGAACAAGCAGCCAAGAUGUUUGGUUCAGGUCAUGCCAACAAGAAUGACACUGGUAAGUCCCAAGCCAUUCAACAAGCUGCGAUGAUGGCCAUGAAGUUGUACAUGUCCAAGCAAUCCAAUGCUGCUGGUGGACAUGGCGGUAGUAGUAGUAGUAGUGGUGGUGGUGGUAGUAGUGCUGCUAUUAGUAGUUUGUUAGGUAUGUUGAUGGGUGGUUCCAAUAGUGGUCAACAUCAGCAACAACAACAACAACAACAUAGUUCUUCUAGUGGUGGUGGUGUUGGUGCUAUGGUAGGAUCUCUUCUUUCAGGUCAUGGUAAUUCUAGUCAACACAGCAACAACAAUCAUUCUUCUUCUGGUUAUCAGCAAAACAAUAACAACUAUUAUCCUCCUCCUCCUUCUUCUUCUUCUGGUCAUCAGCAAAACAAUAAUAACUACUAUCCUUCUUCUGGUCAACAGCAGAAUAAUAGUAACUACUAUCCUCCUCCUACUUCUGGUAACCAACAACAACAACAACAACAUGGUACUGAUUUUGGUGCCAUGGCUUCUCAGCUAAUGAACAAAAUGUUUAAAUAA
Messenger RNA from Gilbertella persicaria, 1095 nucleotides. RefSeq lists its product as uncharacterized. The record is from RefSeq and is a predicted model, not a curated record. The transcript has 2 exons. Bases 1 to 1095 code for a protein of 364 amino acids. NCBI's taxonomy places the organism in Eukaryota, Fungi, Mucoromycota, Mucoromycetes, Mucorales, Choanephoraceae.